GUCGUUGACAAAAACAAAACCGAAACUCAUCAACAUAAUCAAUCUUUAUCCUCCACUUCCUCUGACAUUUUUUUCUGUUACCUUGAUCCCCAAGCUACUAAACCCUAUUCUUCUCCAAUCGAUCCCGCUGCAAGGUAAGUUUAUUAUAAACAUUUGUAUUUCACUAUUUGUUUGGUUUAUUAUCUCUAAACGGUAUUUCACUAUUUGUUUGGUUAUGAAUUUCAUUUAUUUCUUUUACAGCCAUGAACUCUAAAGGUCAGAGACACUACUCCGUUCUUACCAGAGCAGAGAUUCAUGAGAAGAUAAUGAAAGAAGUCGUUCAGAUCUCUCAAGUCUUUUCCCUGUCGCUGUCUGAUGCAACCGUAAUCCUUAUCCAUCUACGUUGGAACUCGUUCAAAGCGUCAGAUCAUUUGGGAGAGGACAAGGACAAGUUUCUGUCAGAAUUAGGUUUGGUUGGAUCCAAGUCUCCUUCUGAUGAAGAUCUUGAGGUGAUCGGUGAAGGAGAUGCUAAUCUCGUCUCCACGCCUUUAUGUUCGCAUAAGUUCUGCACAGAUUGCUGGAGAGAUUAUCUCAGCAAAUCUCUUGAGAAGAAGAAGGAGGAGGAAGAGAGAGUACUACUGAUCUCUUGCUUGAGCCAAGACUGUGUAGCUUCCGUUGGACCAGAUACAAUCGAGAAACUCACAGAGUCAGUGAAGGAGAUUUACGAGAGAUACGUCUUAGGAACGUUCGUUGAGAGCAACAACGAAACGAUCAAAUGGUGUCCUGACCCUGACUGCGACUACGCCAUUGAGCGUCAUGAUUAUGAUCCAUCAGAAGACUUUGAUGUUGUGUGUUUGUGUGGUCACAUAUUCUGUUGGAGUUGCCAGCUCGAGUCACACCUACCUGUGACUUGCAACAACGCUUCCCUUUGGUUGAAUCAACUCUUGGAUGAAUCAAGAAACCUUGCCGUGAUUUCUAAAAGAAUCAAACAUUGUCCUGAAUGCCGCAGACUUGUAAAACAUCACGACGGAGUAUGGAGCUGUAAUCAAUGCUAUGCUUCACCACCAAGCAAUGAGUCGGCUCUCAUACGUCACAUGACUCUCUGGGAUGCAAAUCAUAGAGUACUGCAGAUGUCUAAAUCGGAUCUUGAAGCCAUUGAGCCAAAAAUCAUGGAUGCUAAUUCUGGUUUAAGAGAAGCAUGGAUGCUUAUUCUUCAGUGCAGACGUAUAUUGAAAUGGAGCUGUGUGUUUGGUUAUUUCAUAAGCGAUUACCAUAUCGCCAAGAAGCAGUACCUAGAUCUCGUUCGAGAGAAAGCUACCACAAAUCUUGUUACGCACAAAAGGACUCUACAUGAGGUGACUACUGGAGUCAUCUCAGGUGGAGAUGUCACUGUCUUCAGGCAAAAGUUGAGAGACACAACAACAAGAGUUGGUAACUUCUUUCAUAACUUUGUCAAGCUUCUUGAAGAUGGUUUGUCUGAUGUUAAGGUUGAUGCUUAUGAGGAUGUAACUACUGAUUACUGGUUCUGUGAUCGCUGCACGUUCAAGAAUGACUGUUUUGAUCAAGAGUGUAGGAUGUGUGUUUUUUCUUUUGAGUCUCCUCCUCAUGUUGCUUUUGGUCACAGCAACAGUAGUACAAGUUCUCAUCAACAACAACAAGUCCUAGAUGCUUCGAAUGAUCCAUUACCAAGUCAAGGAGGAACCAAAUGA
Molecule: messenger RNA, 1688 nt
Organism: Eruca vesicaria subsp. sativa (arugula)
Lineage: Eukaryota; Viridiplantae; Streptophyta; Magnoliopsida; Brassicales; Brassicaceae
Source: the annotation of a GenBank genome assembly